Scophthalmus maximus (turbot) is the source of this 3062-nucleotide messenger RNA. RefSeq names its product adhesion G-protein coupled receptor F1-like. The record is from RefSeq and is a predicted model, not a curated record. Gene Ontology annotation, molecular function: G protein-coupled receptor activity. The coding region runs from base 440 to 2941 and encodes 833 amino acids. Gene Ontology annotation, cellular component: membrane. The transcript is spliced from 12 exons. NCBI's taxonomy places the organism in Eukaryota, Metazoa, Chordata, Actinopteri, Pleuronectiformes, Scophthalmidae. Gene Ontology annotation, biological process: cell surface receptor signaling pathway; G protein-coupled receptor signaling pathway.
UCUUUCAGUUUUCAGUGUGGAAAUGCUAAUGAGAUUAAACAAGGAAUACACAACAGAAUUGAAUAAUCCAUCGAGUGCUGUGUUCAAGAAUUUUAAAUCACAGAUUGAUUCAGUGUUACACGAGCAGUAUAAAGGAAUCCCAGGAUAUAUCAGUGGUUUUGUGACAAGAUUCAGUGAAGGAAGCGUAAUUACAGACUUUGUUGUAAAUACAACACACCUUGACUUUAAUAAACUGGCGGAAGAAAACGAAAAACUCCCAAAAACAAUGAAACCUGUUGCUCCUGUCAUUGGCUCAGUUUCUGCAUUUUACAAGAGUAAGUACAAUAGUAGUCAACAACCAUUUUGUUUAACUUUAAGGAAUUCCUGACUGUUCAAUUCUGCUUUAUCCAAAGGUCCAACUUCAAUCACAAUUCCAGACCUCACUUACACUGGUAACACCAUGUUCCUGAGGUGUGAGCCUCCAGACAAUUUUAAUCUGGGACCAAUUUCUAGUUCCAGUUGGAAAUUUAAAGGACGGGAAAUUAAAGAUGGUGAAAGGAUUGAAAUAACUACAUCUAACAAUCAGUCUAUGCUUAAAGUUAUCAACGUCAUUCCUGCAGAUAGAGGACUUUACAGUUGUACUCUGAGAAACAAAACAAUUAAUAUCAACCAAGAAGGAUUUGUAACGGAAACUCAAAUCAUACAAGCACCUGUUGUGCGACUACAGGGUGAAGUUAAUGUAAGAUGCCAAAAUGGACAGAUACAACCUCUUAAGUGUUGCGUGCAGCGCCCCUACACAGUCAAGUGGUUUCAAGGCAUAGUCCCGUUAAACUCGGUUCCUGUUACAGAUGGAAAAGCCAACUGCAUCAAGCAUGAUUAUAAACUAGAAAACUGCAGCGGAUCGCAAGAAGAUAAGAUAACUUUUAUAUGUAGGGUAGAUAACCCAUCAAGUUAUGAAAUGAAAAUGACGAUGACCAUUUUCAGAGACAAAUCAAAAUGCGAUGAUGCUCAGUAUGGGACUGGGCGAGUUGGUGACAGAUCAAGCAUAGGGUGUGAUGAAGGUCAAGAGGGGAGCAAGACUGCGGUAUGUCAGGAAACAGGAGAGUGGAAACUUGAGGUGGACACCUGCAUUGUAACACAAAUCAAGGAAUUACUCAUUGAUUCACAGGAUUUGGAUGUCGAGGAAGUGACACAAUUUGUAUUGAAUCUAAGUACAGUUGUCCACCAAGAAAAAACUGAAAUUGCAAAUUCAUCUGCAACCAUAUCAGCCAUUGUUGACAUUCUAAACACUAUUGCAAAUGUUUCGACUGCCGUCAAUAAAACAGUAAUGCAGAAUGUACUAGAGACUAUUGAUGUCCUCAUUAGUGAAGAUGCAAGAGACUCCUGGGUAAUUCUGAAUGCAAAUGAUUCCCGCAAUACCAGCUCAGCAUUAUUGGGUUCAAUGGAGACUCUUUCCAGUGACUUGGAUGGAGAGUUUGCCAUUGCAACUCAACGGAUCCUGCUCAACAGAACCACAUUUAACAACAACUUCAUGGCAGACCUGAACUCCAGCGUCGUCAUAGACAUUCCCAACACCAGCAUGAGCAACAUUUUUAUAACUACCAUCCUCCUAUCCACCCUAAAUAAUGUUAUGCCACCACGGAACUCCACCUUUGAUGUUACACUCUUCAACGCUAGCAGCAACGAAACUGCCAUCAAUGCAGUUGUGGUGCUUAUCAAAAUAAAUGCCACAGUUCAAAAAGUCCUCCUGAGAUACAACAAGCUGAACAGCUCCUUGACACUGAAUCCACAGUGCAUCUUCUGGAACUUCACACUCUUUGAUAAUUUUGGUGCUUGGGAUGAUGAGGGAUGUACUUUUGUUUCUGACAUAAACAACACAGUAACCUGCAGCUGUAACCAUCUCUCCUCCUUCUCAAUUCUGAUGGCAACGGACAUCCCUCCAUCACUAAGUGAAGCACUGGAUAUAAUCACUUACUUUGGGGUAGGGACAUCUCUGGCAAGCUUAGUUAUAUGUCUUCUUAUUGAAGGAUAUGUUUGGAAAGCUAUUACCAGAAAUAGCACUGCUUUCAUUCGUCAUGUUUCCUUAGUUAAUACCGCCCUGUCCCUGUUGAUUGCUGAUAUCUGUUUCAUCAUCGGUGCCUUUAUAGCUAAGAAUCCCCUUGAGAAUCCAGGGGAGGACUAUGAACUUCCACUUGGACUAUGUAGCACAGCAACAUUUUUUAUGCACUUUUUCUACCUUGCCCUUUUCUUCUGGAUGCUCGUGUCAGGCCUUCUGCUCUUUUACCGGACAGUCAUGGUCUUCUCUUACAUGUCCAAGUCAGCCAUGUUGGCCAUUGGUUUCUGUUUAGGCUAUGGCUGUCCUCUGAUUAUAGCUGUUAUCACUGUUGCUGUCACAGCACCAGGGAAUGGAUACAUCAGGAAAGACAAUGCUUGUUGGCUGAACUGGAUUGAGACAAAAGCCCUUCUGGCCUUGGUGAUACCGGCAUUGACCAUAGUUUUAAUCAAUAUCUUUAUUGUAAUUGUGGUCUUGUUCAAAAUGCUGAGAAGAGGUGUAGGUGAAUCUGCCCAAACAGAUGAAAAACAUACACUGGUGGUCAUUGCAAGAUGUGUGAUCAUUUUGACUCCUUUAUUUGGACUGACCUGGUCUUUGGGAGUGGGGACCAUGGUAUCAUCAACAAGUAAAGGACUCCAUAUUGCCUUUGCAUUCUUCAACUCAUUACAGGGUUUCUUAAUUUUAGUGUUUGGGACACUGCUCGAUUCAAAGACUCGUUCUAUCUUCUUCAGUAGAUUACCUUCAACAAGCACUGGCUCUAAUACGAAAAGAAGUACAAGUGCUGGUAUUUCUUCUUUAAGUGGAACCAAUUUGAUAAGUAGAAUACUUGGAAGAAUAAAUAUCUACCAUGUCUCACAAGCUGGAAGCUCAAGCAGUAGUGGUGCAUCACAGUCAUUUGUUAAUAUAUGAAUCAAUGCAACAAUCUGUAUAAUUAAAUGUGUUUCAUGAAUGAUUUAUAAGAUCCGUCAUGUAUGAGAAUUUUGGAUGCAUAAUCACAGACAUGGUCUUGUUGAAGUUCACUGAGAGGAUA